AACCACCCGAAGAUGUUCAUUGCUGCACAAGGUCCACUGCCCAAUACCAUAAACGACUUCUGGAGGAUGGUUUGGGAGCAGGACUCGGCUACUAUCGUUAUGGUCACCAACCUGAAGGAAAAGAACAAGACGAAGUGUUCCCAGUACUGGCCAAACAAGGAUAGUAUGGACUAUGGCAACAUUCGGGUUACUUUGGAGGAAACGACCAACCUGGUGGAUUACGUCAUCAGGACCUUCGACAUACAAAAGGACGAAGACCCGCCCCGGACGGUGACUCAGUUCCACUUCAUCAGCUGGCCGGACUUCGGGGUGCCGCAAAGCCCCCUGGGAAUGAUGAAGUUCAUCCGGCGGGCCAAGACCAGCAACCCUCCCGGGAGGGGACCGAUCGUCGUGCACUGCAGUGCGGGAGUCGGACGUAGCGGAACCUUCAUCGCCAUAGAGGCCAUGCAGGAGAUGAUGGCUGCCCAGGGGAGGGUGGAUGUGCACCGCUUCAUCGGGCAGAUGAGGCACAACCCACUCAUGGUCCAGACUGUGGACCAGUACGUGUUCAUCUACCGCGCCCUGUUGGAGCAACACCUGUACGGAGACACGGAGGUGGAGGUGGCCAACAUCCACAGGCACAUGCACAAACUCAAGGCGCCAUCAGCGGACCCCAACGAGAUGGGAUACGAGGCGGAGUUCAAGAAGCUAACCCGGAUCCCGGUUGAUCAAGACAACAUGAAGUCAGCCAACAAGCAGGAGAACAAGGGGAAGAACAGGGUAGUCUCCAUCGUGCCUUACGACACCUGUCGUGUGUUCCUGCCCAAAAUCACCGGAGUCAUCGGCUCCGACUACAUCAACGGCUCAUUCAUUGACGGUUAUCGCCAGAGGGACGGGUUCAUCGCAACCCAGGGCCCGCUGCCGAACACAUUGGAGACCUUCUGGCGGAUGGUGUGGCACUGGGAGUCCUGCUCUAUCGUCAUGCUGACCGAACUGGAGGAGAACGGAAGGGAGAAGAGCGCGAAGUACUGGCCGGAGGAGAGACAGACGUACGGGAAGGUCCGGGUAGAGCUGAAGAACACGGAGCAGAGCGAGGGCUACACUCUCCGCACUUUCCACGUCUCCAACACAGACAAACAAGAAUCACCCCGCCGAGAGAUCCGCCAGUUCCACUUCCACGACUGGUCAGCAACAGGCGUGCCUCGGAACGCCAACAGGGUGCUGGAUCUGAUUGGUCAGGUCCAGAAGCAGCAGAUGAAGUCUGGAAACGGACCAAUCACCGUCCACUGCAGUAACGGCGCAGGUCGCACGGGGGCGUUCAUCGCCCUGAACACCGUCCUGGAGCGAGUGAAGGCUGAGGGGAUCUGUGACCUGUUCCAGACGGUCAAGUCUAUGCGGUACAGCCGGCCGCACAUGGUUCAGACUGCCGAACAGUACCUGUUCUGCUACAAGGCUGUGAUGGAGUAUCUGGAUAGUUUUGAUGACUACGCCAACUUCCAGUGAUCUGGUCCCAC
Molecule: messenger RNA, 1493 nt
Organism: Branchiostoma floridae (Florida lancelet)
Lineage: Eukaryota; Metazoa; Chordata; Leptocardii; Amphioxiformes; Branchiostomatidae
Product: receptor-type tyrosine-protein phosphatase alpha-like
Biological process (GO): protein dephosphorylation
Molecular function (GO): protein tyrosine phosphatase activity
Source: RefSeq, a predicted model, not a curated record